Molecule: messenger RNA, 1574 nt
Organism: Sinocyclocheilus anshuiensis
Lineage: Eukaryota; Metazoa; Chordata; Actinopteri; Cypriniformes; Cyprinidae
Product: neurturin-like
Exons: 3
Coding region: 333-1007 (224 amino acids)
Molecular function (GO): glial cell-derived neurotrophic factor receptor binding; growth factor activity; receptor tyrosine kinase binding
Source: RefSeq, a predicted model, not a curated record
AGUCUCCAAAGUUUAAUAGCCUGCAAAUGUCUUAAAGCAGAAUGAGGAUAUUUGGAUCAUUUUUUAUACCCUUGGCAUCCCUGGAUUUCUGAAGGAUCCUGUAACUGAGGAAUGCAGUGUGUAUCCUGGACGGUCCACUAUAAAUUUUCAUAAACACUGCGCAGGAUUCGUCCAUAUAAAGCAAGAAACUAGCAGCACUGCUUUACUCCUCUAACGAAAAAGGACUGGAAUAUUGAUCAAUGCCAUUUUUACCCAGAGGUCAGCUGAACAGACGCGCAGUGGAGUCUGGAUAAGCCAGGUAGACGGGGCCCAAUGCUUCUCCUCAUUCUAAGAUGAAGUUAUGGAAGUUUGCUGCCAUCGGCCUGAUUCUCUGUGGUGCUGCGCUUCCCCUGCUCGUCCUUAAAACCACUCCCUCUUCCCGAGCCCCGCCCCCUCCUCCCCACCGCAGAGCUUCAUCCUCAUCACUUUCACCUCCAUCAUCUUCAUUUACACCCAGCAAUUCGUCGUCUACUGUUGCGGUAGAUCGGCGGCAACGGAAGAUCAGAUCAGCUGACGGAGGAAACUCUCUCGUAUCAGAACUCAUGAAGAUCUUCCAGAGCUUCACAGAGGGCGAGUUGAAGCAGGUCAUCGGGACACUGGUGGAUAGGAAAGCCCGCAGAGAUGCCCAGCAGAGCAAAAGGACUAAACGGGCUAAAAAGCGAGCCAAACCCUGCUCGCUGCGGGAGGUGGAGGUGACAGUCAGUCAGCUGGGGUUGGGCUACGUCAGUGACGAGACUAUAGUCUUCCAUUACUGCAGCGGAAAGUGCACUACAAGUCGCAAAAACUACGACCUGACGCUGGCUUUCAUGAAGCGCUCGCGGCUGCUAACAAAGUACGAGAAGGACAAGGCUCGCCACAGCCCCUGCUGUCGGCCCACCGCAUACGAGGAGGACAUCUCCUUCCUCGAUAACUUCAAUAAAUACCACACAAUCCAAGAGUUUUCAGCCAAAGCAUGCGGAUGCGUCUGACGUCGAGGGUCAAAACUCAUCAAAACUUAGGAAACAUAGCAUGUUUUAAUCUCUGAAAGCUACAGACCCUUGAUUCUGAGAAGAAGAUCUUCUGGGUUUAAAGCACUGAGGCAAGAGCGAAUGUUUUGCAUUGCCUUCACGAAAAAUACUCGGCUGACAGAUUGUCCUCAGACAUUUCUGCCAGUCCUGAUGAAGAGAAACCGCAAAUAUAUUUAGCAAAUAAUAAUUAUUCUCAUGUUUAUUCGUUGCUAAUGAGAUGCUGCUGUAUAUCUUAUUUCUAUUGCCUUCGUGGGUCUACUUCAAAUAGCUUGUAAUGUUGAGCUCAAUGGAGAAAACCUCUAGAAAAUUCAUUCAGGGCUUCAGUAAACAAAGCAAGUACACAAAGGCACACCCACUGCUGAACAAAACUUCCUCAUUGUGUAACCGACCUGUAAAUGAUCCCAGCAGCUCCGAAAGGGUUCAACUCUGACAAAGUCAAAACAUUCCCACAAAUCCAGUUCAAACGAACAUAUAAGUUAUACUGAACAUCUACCUCAGCUUUGAAAUAGUCAAAAUUGCUCUGUAAAC